AUGGCAUCAGACAGUGACGCUCUAACCAUCGAGCCAUCACGCUACUUCAACAGCACCGCGCCAGGUGCGUCCGCACGCACUUCGGGCACUUCACAAGUACCCGAGGCCGAAGUCCCGGUCCCACUGCGUACUUGGUCCUAUAACGACGACCAAGCCCUGGAGGGGCCAUGGAGACAAAAGACUGUCAUCUCCUUUGAUGGUGGAGGCAUCCGCGGGUACUCCAGUCUGCUGAUUCUCAGGGCGCUCAUGGUUGAGAUCAGGGCUGCCGAGAUACGGCUAUCCGACGGUCUGACAACGGCCAGCUCUGAUUACCCAUGGAUGUCGCCCAAGAGCCAGCAAAGAACAGCAGUGGAGGACCAAGGAGAUGUCAACGAGAAUCUCGAUGACUUCCUACCUUGCCACUACUUCGAUUACAUGGCGGGUACAUCAACAGGAGGACUCUCGGCCAUCAUGCUCGGAAGAAUGCGACUGUCAGUAGAUAAUGCUCUAAAGCAAUAUCUUGAGUUCGGCAACGAGGUCUUCGGAAAGCCUCGCCUGUGGCACGAAAGGUCCUGGGCGUGGUAUCCCCGGGCAAAGUACGCAACCCGAAGGGUGCGCGGUGCCUUCCAGCAGAUGAUCUAUCGGAACCUCCCGGGAGACCAUGAGCCGAUGACGGAGACACGGGCCAAGACGGAGCCGUUCAAGUACCGCGGGGACCGCACACGCACCCUGGUGUUCUCGUUCCGCUUCAACAGGAGCGGCGGCAUCGAUCACGCGUGCAUGUGGCGGACCUACGACAAGCCCCGUGCCGAUCAUACCCAGCAGCCGAACGACAGGCCUGACUUCAGCCCGCGUCCAACAGAGCGUGUCGACACGUUCGCGCCGGAGAGCUCGCCGACUAACAGCACCCCGAUCUGGCAGGUCGCGCGGGCGACAUCGGCGGCUCCGCGGUUCUUCGAAUGCAUCAAGAUGCCGGACGGGAACAAGCACGUCGACGGCGGGCUCGCGGUUAACAACCCUUCCGGGGCAACACUCCGGGAAGUCAUUCGACUGCACGGCUACCCCCCUAGCCUCUUCAUAAGCCUCGGCACGGGCAAGAAAGGCUCCUCUGAUAUCAAUGGCGGUUCGGUGCCGAGAGAGCCGGACUUUCGGCUACGGGAGAGAAAUAUCGACGACGUCCGGCGCAAGCAAGCGCUGAUGAAGUACCUCGAGCUGGGGAAGCACUGGAAGGACUACGCCGUUGAUACCGAGGGCCCCAACAACGACUGGCUCAUCGACACGAGAACCCAGAACGUCGACCGCUGCCGCUUCAACGUCGAGGGCGAGCUGUGGAAGGUCCCGCUGGACGACUGGCGGCCAAAAGUCUCGGGCCAUGUCACGCUGAAGAUGAUUCAAGCUGAAACCGACAAGUACUUGGCGAAGCGCUGGGUGCGGCAGAAUCUGGCCGACAUGGCGGGAAAGCUCGUCGAGAUCCGGCGGCGGCGGGCGCUGACGGAGCGCUGGGAGUACUUUGCCGUGGACACGGCCACGUAA
Messenger RNA from Verticillium nonalfalfae, 1512 nucleotides. RefSeq lists its product as uncharacterized. Gene Ontology annotation, cellular component: membrane. Bases 1 to 1512 code for a protein of 503 amino acids. The record is from RefSeq and is a predicted model, not a curated record. Gene Ontology annotation, biological process: arachidonate metabolic process. The transcript has 5 exons. NCBI's taxonomy places the organism in Eukaryota, Fungi, Ascomycota, Sordariomycetes, Glomerellales, Plectosphaerellaceae.